AUGGUGGUCGCAACAAUCAAAUGCGUUGUCGUCGGUGACGGUGCUGUCGGCAAGACAUGCCUGCUCAUCAGCUAUACCACAAACAAAUUCCCCUCCGAAUAUGUCCCGACAGUAUUCGACAACUACGCAGUCACCGUCAUGAUCGGCGAUGAGCCGUACACACUGGGACUGUUCGAUACGGCCGGUCAAGAAGACUACGACCGAUUGCGGCCCCUAUCAUACCCACAGACCGACGUCUUCCUCGUUUGCUUCAGCGUCACCUCCCCCGCAUCGUUCGAGAACGUCCGCGAGAAAUGGUUCCCCGAGGUGCACCACCACUGCCCUGGCGUCCCUUGCCUCAUUGUCGGAACACAGGUCGAUCUGAGGGAUGACCCAAGCGUGCGGGAGAAACUGGCCAAGCAGAAGAUGCAACCGGUGCGGAAGGAGGACGGCGAGCGCAUGGCAAAGGACCUGGGCGCUGUGAAGUAUGUCGAGUGCAGUGCUCUGACGCAAUACAAACUCAAGGACGUGUUUGACGAGGCAAUCGUUGCGGCUUUGGAACCCCCAGCACCAAAAAGUAAGAAGCAUAAGUGCUUGGUGCUCUAA
Messenger RNA from Diaporthe citri, 585 nucleotides. RefSeq lists its product as uncharacterized. The transcript has 4 exons. Gene Ontology annotation, biological process: small GTPase-mediated signal transduction. Lineage: Eukaryota; Fungi; Ascomycota; Sordariomycetes; Diaporthales; Diaporthaceae. The record is from RefSeq and is a predicted model, not a curated record. Gene Ontology annotation, molecular function: GTP binding; GTPase activity. Bases 1 to 585 code for a protein of 194 amino acids.